Molecule: messenger RNA, 3700 nt
Organism: Vicugna pacos (alpaca)
Lineage: Eukaryota; Metazoa; Chordata; Mammalia; Artiodactyla; Camelidae
Gene: VMP1
Product: vacuole membrane protein 1
Source: RefSeq, a predicted model, not a curated record
GAAAUCCCGCGACAAUCAGCGGAGGUGGCCAAAAGGAGAGGGGAACGCUUCUCUUUUGGAGGCAGUCUCCCAGGGUGGGGCGGGGGAAACGGACCGGAAGUGACGAAGGCGAGUUCCGGUUGGCCGGAGCCCAGCGGCGGGUGUGAGAGUGGGUCGGAAGCCGCUUCCAGGAUCCGGAGAUCCGGAGAAGCUGGAGUCAGAGCGGUAGCUCCUCAAGAGUUACUGAUCUAUGAAAUGGCAGAGAAUGGAAAAAAUUGUGACCAGAGACGUGUAGCAAUGAACAAGGAACAAUAUAAUGGAAACUUCACAGAUUCCUCUUCGCUGAGUGAAAAGAAAAGGAGGGAUCGGGAAGAAAGGCAGAAUAUUGUCCUGUGGAGACAGCCACUCGUUACCUUGCAGUAUUUUUCUCUGGAAAUCCUAGUAAUCUUGAAGGAAUGGACCUCAAAAUUAUGGCAUCGUCAGAGCAUUGUGGUGUCUUUUUUACUGCUGCUUGCUAUGCUUACAGCUACGUAUUAUGUUGAAGGAGCACAUCAAAAGUAUGUGCAACGUAUAGAGAAACAGUUCCUUUUGUAUGCCUACUGGAUAGGCUUAGGAAUUUUGUCUUCUGUUGGGCUUGGAACAGGGCUGCACACCUUUCUGCUUUAUCUGGGUCCACAUAUAGCUUCAGUUACAUUAGCUGCUUAUGAAUGCAAUUCAGUUAAUUUCCCUGAACCACCCUAUCCUGAUCAGAUUAUUUGUCCAGAUGAAGAGGGCAUUGAAGGAACCAUUUCUUUAUGGAGCAUCAUCUCAAAAGUUAGGAUUGAGGCCUGCAUGUGGGGUAUCGGUACAGCAAUCGGAGAGCUGCCUCCAUAUUUCAUGGCCAGAGCAGCUCGCCUCUCAGGUGCUGAACCAGAUGAUGAAGAGUAUCAGGAAUUUGAAGAGAUGCUGGAACAUGCAGAGGCUGCACAAGACUUUGCCUCCCGGGCUAAACUGGCAGUUCAAAACCUAGUACAGAAGGUUGGAUUUUUUGGAAUUUUGGCCUGUGCUUCAAUUCCAAAUCCUCUAUUUGAUCUGGCUGGAAUAACAUGUGGACACUUUCUUGUACCUUUUUGGACUUUCUUUGGUGCAACUCUGAUUGGAAAAGCAAUAAUUAAAAUGCAUAUCCAGAAAAUCUUCGUUAUCAUAACAUUCAGCAAACAUAUAGUGGAGCAAAUGGUGGCUUUCAUUGGUGCUGUCCCCGGCAUAGGUCCAUCUCUGCAGAAGCCAUUCCAGGAAUACCUGGAGGCCCAGCGGCAGAAGCUUCACCACAAAAGCGAAAUGGGCACACCGCAGGGAGAAAACUGGUUGUCCUGGCUGUUUGAGAAGUUGGUCGUUAUAAUGGUGUGUUACUUCAUCCUGUCCAUCAUUAACUCCAUGGCACAAAGUUAUGCCAAACGAAUCCAGCAGCGGUUGAACUCAGAGGAGAAAACUAAAUAAGCAGAAAAAGUUUUUAACUGCAAAAAUUAAUACGGACGGGUUCUGCCUUAAAUUGGGAGGACUCCAAACCAGGAAGGAAAAUUCCCUUUUCCGACCUGUAUCAAAUUUUUUUUCCCCCUGAAAGCAGUUUAGCCCAUAUUUUGCACUGACAUACUUUUCCUUUGUGUGUUAAGGUAAGGUAUCCACCCUCAGUUCAAUCCAAGUUGUAUUUUAUUAGGGUGGAAUGUGAUGGUCAGCAGCAAAUUUAACAGAAACUGGCCUUCUAUUUGUUACUUUCAAAGGUCCACAUGGUACGAUUAAAGAAUUCCGGACACCAAAAAAAAAAAAAGUUCCUAAUACGUUAAAUAUGUCAGGCUUUUCUGGUUGUAACAAAUGACUUCUUUGUUUUUCUAAGUCAUCAAAAUGUAUAUAAAUUAUACUAGAUUGGAUACCAGUCGUGCAUGUCUAUCAUGGUAAAAUUUAAUAUGCCAUCCUGCCCAGUCUUUCCCACCUUUGAAAAAAGGCCAUUUUAUGAUGCGUUGCACACCCUCUUGGGAAACUGAUCUUUAAAUUUUGAGACAGUAUAAGGAAAAUCUGGUUGGUGGCUCACAAAUGAGCUGACACCAUUUUUUAUUCUGUAUAUUUAGAAUGAAGUCAUGAAAAACUUUAUAAAGACACCUUUGAUCAUUCCAAAAUUGUGUCCGUUUUCUUGAGCGUUUUGAUUUUUUUUACUUCCUUUUAACCUCUACCAGCUAAAUGCAGCCUUACCAAAUUCACCUACCACCACAAUUUCUUAAGCCUUUAUUUAUUUGAGUGAAAGAGCUACCACCGAGGCAUUUUUUGCUAGGAUGGGACUGCUCAGUAGCUACACGCUGAGGAAAUGGCGCCUUGGGGACUGGCGUAUUGAGGGGAUUUCUUUGUGAAAACAGAAGAGAUGAUAAAGGACACUGGAGAGAAUGAUAACUUUAAAGAAAAAAAAAAGACCUUUCUCAUAUCCAUUUUUAAUUUAGCACUUACUCUGGUUUUAACAGACAGAAAUUUACUUUUAUGUGUAACCUAAUUUUCUUGUCUUCAGUGUGUGUUUUGUCCUUAUGUGAUUUUACCUCUGGGAUGUUUCUGGUUGAACUUGCUCAUCUUGUUUUGCUUGGGAAAAAAAUAAACAAUUUUACUUUUUUCCUUUAGGAAAAUUGGUACUGACAAUUAUGUUGAAUGUAGAAUUGGGUUUAAAUGUGAACAGGCCAGAAAUGCCUGGUUUGUUUCAUCAAAUCCUGCCUGAAUGUCCGCUUGUUUUGCCUCCGUCGUGACAUCUCCAUGGCUGUACCACCUUGUCGGGUAGCUUAUCAGACUGAUGUUGACUGUUGAAUCUCAUGGCAACAGCAGUCGAUGGGCUGUCUGACAUUUUGGUAUCUUUCAUCUGACCAUCCAUAUCAAAUGUUCCCAUUCAAACAUUACCCAGCAUCAUGGUUUACAAGUUUAAGGGGAAAAAAAAAAACUGGUUCUUAUGUCUAGUGGCACUUUGAAUCUUUUAUGCCAUGAUAUUGCGGUAGUAUCAAGAGGAUUUAUUGGAAGAUUGGGUUAGUCUCUGUGAGCAAAGCUAAAUAAAUAACGGACAAGCAACCUGCUUUGUGGGUUUUGGAAAGGUUACUUCUUAACGGUCUUUCUUCUCUGCCCAGGGACCUUCUGGCCAUGUGGCUUUUAACCUUGCUUGAAAAGCAGUAACCGAAUGCUUUAUCUUCUAUAGAUUCACAUUAACCAACGUAAGUUUUUAGAUUCUUCAGGGUUAGUGUGUUUCUAAAUCAGCUUCCUGUUGUGUUUCAUCUCCUUCACCUGCAUUUUAUUUGGUGUUUGUCUGAAGAAAGGAAAGAGGAAAGCAAAUAUGAAUUGUACUAUUUGUACGAAAUCUUUGGGGUUAGUUGGUAAAUUUAUUUCAGGGUAAGGUAUUCAAAAAAAGGAAGACUUUUUUCUUAGGCUGAAGGUCUAAAUGAUUAUAAUACAUUUGACGCAUGAUAACGGCUUGUUCACUCUUUCAAAUGAAUUUGCUUUGAAAACAAAUGAAGAGCAGCUUUCCUCUUCCCUCCGCUAAGUGUCAGGUGUGGCAUGCGCAGCCGAUCCAGUCGACCCUUCUGUUCCAGCGGUUGGUUUGUCCCUUUCUUUUAUCCACCAGAGUGAAUCCCAAAGACGUACCUAGUUAAUUCCAGCUAACUGGAGACCAGAAAAUUUGUAAAUGAGUGGUUUGGUAUUACUGCAAAUAAAAAGGGCCUGGGAA